Messenger RNA from Pyricularia oryzae 70-15, 1322 nucleotides. Its product is annotated as aspergillopepsin-F. Gene Ontology annotation, biological process: proteolysis. The record is from RefSeq and is a predicted model, not a curated record. The transcript has 2 exons. Gene Ontology annotation, molecular function: aspartic-type endopeptidase activity. The coding region runs from base 22 to 1314 and encodes 430 amino acids. Lineage: Eukaryota; Fungi; Ascomycota; Sordariomycetes; Magnaporthales; Pyriculariaceae.
UACUCGACAACUUGCCUCAAGAUGCGGUCUAUCAUCAACUUGUUGUACCUGGCACUGCUCGCCACGGUCGUCUCGGCGGCGCCGGCCAACAACCAGAAGCGAUCCAUCCAGAAGCGGUCGUUCAAGGUCGAUCGGGUACGGAAUUUGAACUUCAAGGGACACAAUGGCCCUAGGGAGUUGAUGAAGGCCUAUGCCAAGUACAGCAUGCCGGUGCCUCAGGGGCUCCUCGACGCCAUCGCAGCUCAGGGCAAGCCGGAGUUCAAGUCGCAGUCUGUUGGCGAGUCAAAGAUCAGUGCACAGGACCCCGCAACCAACAGCUCCAAGGCUGCCGGAGUUGGCUUGGUCACGGCCACUCCCGAGGCCGGUGAUGUCGAGUACCUGUCUCCCGUCACCAUCGGUGGACAGACGUUGAACCUGGACUUCGACACUGGGUCUUCCGAUCUCUGGAUCUUCAGCACCAUGCUUCCCCAAAACGUCCAGGCUGGCCACACCAACUUCGACCCGGCCAAGUCGACCACCUUCAAGCAGGCGCAGGGACUUUCCUUCAAGAUUCGCUACGGUGAUGGAUCCGGUGCGUCUGGUGUCAUCGGCACCGAGACUGUCGACAUUGGCGGCGUCACCGUCACUGGCCAGGCGGUCGAGAUGGCCACGCAGGUUUCGGGAUCUUUCGUCAAGGACACGGCCAACAACGGACUCGUCGGCCUCGCCUACUCCAAGCUCAACACCGUCAGCCCGGUUCCUCAGCAGACCUUCUUCGACAACGUCAUGCCUAGCCUGGCCGAGCCUCUGUUCACUGCCGAUCUGCGCAAGGGUGCCGUGGGCGCGUACGAGUUUGGCCGCAUCGACAACAGCAAGUUCACCGGCGAGAUGAAGUUCAUCCCCGUCAACACCACCCGCGGUUUCUGGCAGUUCUCCAGCGAGAAGUUCCAGGUUGGCAACGGACAGGUCAAGCAGGGCACCAAAGGCGGCCAGGCCAUUGCCGACACCGGCACCACCCUGAUCCUCGCCAACCCUACCACCGUCCAAGGUUACUACAGCCAGGUUCCCGGCGCCGUCAACGACCAGCAGGUCGGUGGUAUCACCAUCCCUUGCGAUGCUAAGCUGCCCGACUUGAUGCUUGACGUCGGUGGCGUCAUGGCCAAGGUCAAGGGCUCUGACAUUGUCUUUGCUCAGGUCCAGGGUAACACUUGCUUCGGUGGCAUGCAACCCACAACUUCAAGUCUGCAAAUCUAUGGUGACAUUUUCUUCAAGUCGCAGUUUGUUGUCUUCAAUGGCGGCAACAACACCCUGGGUAUCGCCGACCACGCCGUCUAAAAAAAAAG